AAUUAGUGUAAAUAUUUGUUUUAAUGAAGAUAAUUUAUGUGAUGACUUUAAUUAUAAAUGGUGGGAAUAUUAUAGAGCGACUAAACCCGCUAUGAAAAGGAUUAUUUGCUUAUGUUAAAAAAAUGCAAGCAGUUUUCGACAGCGGAAAACAAAACUCCAUGACUUGUGUGCAAACGGCCUUAUUAGAACAAUUUUAAGUGGACACAUACUUCAUGAAGAUUGGGUAUCAAAUAGGUCAGUGUGUUUACUGCAAUAAGUCACAAACAUUUAACAAAAAUGUGUGAAACGAAUGGCGUCUUAGACAAUGUUACUUUAGCAAGGAGGGAGAAUCUGAUGGAUGUUUUAAAUUCGUCUUGCGGAAAUAUAACACAAGAUGACGGCUACGCGGGAAAUUCUUCACGUGGUGGUGGUAACAGGAGAAGUUACGCUAGUUAUCAAAAAUUUUCAUGUGGUUACUGUGACACAGCAUGUAUAUACAGCGCCAUUGAGACAUUGUUUAUCAUUGGAAUAGUGGCAAACAUGUUUGUUAUAACACGAGUCAUUCGUGACCGGAAGUUACAUGACCCAACAUUUGUUGCUAUAGCAGCUUUAGCUAUUGCUGAUUUAUUAUUUCUUACUCUAAAUCUGACAACAUCAUUUGAAAGAGUUAUCUUAUCUGUCACGUGUUCAUCUCCAGUAAUAAUUAGUUCACCAUAUUAUAUACUGAAAUCCAUUUUCUGGUUCUCAGCAAAUACACACGUGGCUUUGCUAGCAGUUUUGAGGUAUAUCACGUUGGCUUAUCCUUUAAGAGCUAAUGCCUAUCUUACAAUUAAAAAGGUGAUGAUAUCGUCUAUAGUUGUGUGGAUAAUUGGAAUAAUAAUUACAGGAAGUCUAAUAGCACUUAUAGGAGCACGAAUUAUUCUGGCUGGACGAUCCCAGGAAUUUUUGUUAUUUUUAUGGCUUUCGGUUUACUUUUUACCACUGAUUAUAACAUGUAUUCUUCAUAUUUUGAAAAUAUUUCUGGUCAAAGGUUCCAUUACUGUCACAACAACAGAAUCUACCCGGAUGUCGAUACAGCGCAUGUCAAAAAUAGUUGUUGUUGUGAUCGUAAUGGCGGCUGUUCUUCCAUUACCGAGACUUAUACAUAAAUGCUUAAAACUUGCUGGACGAGAUGUAUAUCCACCUAGUGAUUUUCGAACUCAUUUUGGUGAAAUCGCGGAUUGUUUAUUUCUCAUAAACCAUUUCAUCAAUCCGUUCAUUUAUGGAUUUAUGUCUGAAAAGUUUCGCAGAAGCUUAAAGGCGAUUUUCUCUUGUUUACCUGGGGUUAAUGAGGACAGUAUUGUCACGUCUGAUACACCAUUGUCAUCAAGAAAGAUGAAUUACAAUCUAGGGGAAAUGCCGAGGAAAUACAGUUACGCUGAUAUUUUGGACAGUGUUAAUGGUGUGUAACUAAACUGAUAUCUUAUUGUUGAUAUUCUAUAAUGAUAUCAACAUAGAUAUCUAUACGGUGAGCUACUAUAUAAAAUGACACCAUACAAACAAAUAUUUCAUCAUAUACAGUAUCAUAUAUAAAGUAAUAAAAUGUUCAACAGUAUAAAUUGACUCGAGUAUAGUUGAUAUCAGAUGUUGUAAAACUGUGCUACCAUGUAAAUACUAAAGUAUAAUUGAUAUCAAUACUGAAAUAAUGUGCUACAAUAUAAAUUGACUGAAUUAUAAUUGAUAUCAAAUGCUGAAAAGGUGUGCUGCAAUAUAUGUAGACUCAAGCAUAAUUGAUAUCAAAUGCUGAAAUAACGUGCUUUAAUUUAAAUAGACUCAAAUAUAAUCGAUAAAAAAAACAUAUUUUAUAUUGCUUGUAAAAUUAGUGUAUGUUUUAAGUCAUCAAGCAAUAUUGGUGUUGUAACUAUAACACAUUGUGCCAAAUUACUAAUAAUUUACCUUUGUAUAUAAACUAAUAUAUAGGAAAAGAAGUUUGACUCCCUGUGUAAAUGUAAUAUAUAAAAAAUAAAUUUCUCGAAAAUGCAGUAAAUAAAUAUCGUUCAGUUUAUAUAUUUAUGUAAAAUGUUUAAAUUUCUAGUGAAUUAUUUGUUGCUGAACAUAAAUAUAAUAAAGUAAUUUUUUUAUUUAAAUUCUAUUAUUGCAACAAAGUCUAUGCCGGAAUAAAUCGGGGUAACCAAGAUUAUAAUGAAAUACCAACAAAAGUUAACUUAAGUGUUGAAAAUUGAUUGUUUGAUAAACUUCUCAUAGUUGUAUAAUAGAUUGUUCUGAAUGACUAAUAUACCGUCAGCAAUAAUAUAUUGUUUCUCAAAGUCAAAGUCAAAUCACACUCUUUUCAUGUUAACAUGAAUAAAUGUGGUUAGUAAUAAGGACAUUGUUAGUAGAGGUACUUUGAACAUAUACAAUGUAUACAUACUUAGAGGGAUAAGAAAUAAAUCGUAAAAAGUA
Ruditapes philippinarum (Manila clam) is the source of this 2421-nucleotide messenger RNA. Its product is annotated as melanocyte-stimulating hormone receptor-like. Bases 277 to 1428 code for a protein of 383 amino acids. Gene Ontology annotation, molecular function: G protein-coupled receptor activity. The transcript has a single exon. Gene Ontology annotation, biological process: G protein-coupled receptor signaling pathway. NCBI's taxonomy places the organism in Eukaryota, Metazoa, Mollusca, Bivalvia, Venerida, Veneridae. The record is from RefSeq and is a predicted model, not a curated record. Gene Ontology annotation, cellular component: plasma membrane.